AGACAGAAGCACCAAAAUGGGGAAUUGAUACGGUACAAAAAUCAGAUUGCUUUCGAUUUCUUUUCCUCCACCUUACAGUAAUUUUGACGCGAGAUGUUGAUUGCGUUUGGCAACUGAUGCCGACAAUGGCAGCGCCGAAUAGAAGAUAGAGAAAGCGCAUUUUGGCAAAGAGCAAACAACAGCAAACCAUGAUUCGCAGAAUAUCGGGCAGCAUCCCGAGAUGCACCUCAUCGUCUUCGCGGCCGCUGCCGCCCAUUGGUUCGGCCCCCYUUCAUUGCUCGCGAGAGGCGGYGGUCGCUGCGGGGACUCGCACAAGCCGGCGGRGCAUUUCGUUCUCUCGCCCGUGCUGCAAAUGGUCGGUGGACUCCGACACGGGCGUCGUUUCGUUGGACGGAACGGCCAGGUUCCAGACGGUGAUUGGUGUGGAGAUCCACGCGCAGCUGGACGUUUCCACAAAGCUCUUUUCCGGUUGCCCCGUUCCGAACAGCAAAACGACCAAAGGAAAGAGCAGCAUCGUUCACAACAAGCCCAAUUCCUCCGUGUGGCCCAUGGACGUGGGAGUUCCAGGAAUAUUGCCRCGGCUUUCUUCCGAGGCCGUUCGGGCCGCCGUUCUUUCGGCGGGGGCAAUGAAUUGUUGUGUGCAAMCGGUGUCCAGGUUCGAGCGGAAGCAUUAUUUCUACGCCGAUCUGCCGUUGGGGUACCAGAUCACGCAGCAACGAUGGCCYUUGGCACGGGAUGGACUGCUGGUGUGUCAGAAGAAAACCAAAAAGCAGAAGAACAAGAACAAGAAAAAACAGAAAAAAACGAAAGACUCCAGCGACAACGCCGAAGAUACGUUCACUCUUCGCAUCGAACGGGUUCAGCUCGAACAGGAUACUGGCAAGACGCUAGCGGAUGCCUACACGAACCCCAUUACCAACCGUAGGGAAUCAUUGGUAGAUUUCAACCGUGCGGGGCGGGCUUUGAUCGAAGUCGUGAGCCACCCAGACCUGAGGUCCUCGACACAAGCCUCCAUUGUCGUCGAAACGCUGCGAUCGCUCUUCAAGCACAUUGGGACCUGCGACGGAAAAAUGGAAGAAGGGUCGCUUCGUUGUGAUCUGAAUGUCUCGAUCGCACCCAUUCUGGAGAACGAGGAUGACGGCGGCAAUGCAAGCGAUAGCAGCGUCGAUUGCGACAUCCUUUCGCGGACGGGUCAUCGAGUCGAAGUCAAAAACCUCAACUCGAUCCGGCAGGUCCAGCAGGCAGCCGAAUACGAAGCCUUGAGGCAGUCCCGGGCGAUCCUAGAAGACAAUUCUCCUACGCCACAAGAAACCCGAACAUUUGACGUCAAAACAAACAAGACGGUGGUCAUUCGGACCAAGGAAGGUGCCAAGGACUAUCGAUUCAUGCCGGACCCCGACCUGCCCCCGCUGGUUCUCGACAACGACGACGCGCUGGGCAGCGGAGGCGUGGAAGCAUUUUUGGAAGCCAACCUUCCCGAGCUCCCGGACCACGCCCGGGAGCGGCUUCGGACCGAGCACGACCUGACGGAUUACCUGGCCGGUGUCGUCACGAACGACCCGCCGGCCAUUGCAUUCUUUGACGAGGCGGUCCGCGAAGCCCGCGCCCAGCUCCUGGGAGGCGACGAUCGGAGGACGCGGCAAAUCCCGGAAACCGUCGCCAAUCUUCUUUGCAACGAGCUCUUUGCGCUCGUGCGAGAGUUCGAGAUGCAGCGCCUGAUCGAGGAGGGCCUGGUCGAUGCAGCGGGGGGAGGUGGUGAUUCGUCCAUGAGAUAUUCUCGGGUGACCGGACAACAGCUAGGAGAAGUUGUCGCCAUGGUCCUAGAAGGAAYAAUUUCCAAUACCAUGGCCAAGCAGCUCUUGCGAGUUUUGUAUAGCGACGCAAUGGGAGACGAGGAUGAAGGAGAAGAAGAACCCGAAUCGACAAUAACGCCAUCGCGGGUGGGAAAAUCGCCCCGCACCGUGGCAAAGGAACGCGGGUUCGAGCUCAUCACCGAUGCGAACGAACUAGAAAAGUUGUGCCGAACAGCGAUUGGCAACAGCCCGAAGGAAAUGGAGCGCUACAAGCUGGGUGGGAAAUAUUCUGUGAAAAUCACCAAGUUCUUGCUGGGGAAGGCCAUGGGUGCCAGCCGCGGAAACGCUCACCCGGAACGGCUGAACGAGGUCCUCGCGGAAGUUUUGGAGGAGGUUGCGCCUCUCGACUCCGUCGAAUGAGGGGCAAACAAGUCGUACCGCUUUCGGUURAGAAGGAUACGUAGCUCAGUUAUUCUCGCGCCUGGCGGAUUCCAAAUAUAAAAUUGAAYCACUG
Molecule: messenger RNA, 2307 nt
Organism: Pseudo-nitzschia multistriata
Lineage: Eukaryota; Bacillariophyta; Bacillariophyceae; Bacillariales; Bacillariaceae
Source: the annotation of a GenBank genome assembly